AUGGGAGAUAUAUCAGAUUCUUCUAAUUCUCGGCCUCUUGUAUCUCUUCCAGCCAAUUCCAAUCAUCAUCAUGAUUUGAUGAAUGUCCAGUUGUUGCCAACUAAGCUUGAUGGCACCAAUUAUCUGGCUUGGUCUCAUUUUGUGAGAUUAUAUAUUACCGGUAAAGGUCGGAUUGGAUAUUUGACUGGAGAGAAGAAGCAACCAGAUAAUACUGACCCAAAGUUCAUAACAUGGGUUGAAGAAGAUGCUAUGCUUAGAUCAUGGCUUCUCCAGGCUAUGACCCCGGAUAUUAGUCUUGGCUACAUGCAUCUCGACUCCGCUCAUGCCAUAUGGGAUGCGGUUUCUCAAACCUAUUCUGAGGGAGGUUGUGAUGCACAGAUUUAUGAAUUGAAACGUCGGAUCCAAGCCACUACUCAGCAAGGUAAGAUGUUGGAGACAUAUUUUAAUUCACUCCAAGCUUUAUGGCAAGAACUUGAUUAUUAUCAGCCGUGCGACAUGAAGUGUUCUAACGAUACUGUUGCGUUGAAAAAACGGAUCGAGAAGGAACGUACUUUUGAGUUCUUGGCUGGUCUUAAUCAGGAUUUGGAUCAAGUGAGAACACAGGUGCUUGGAAAGGAUCCUUUUCCCUCUUUGUGUAAAGCCUAUGCAUAUGUGCGUGCCCAAGCUCUCCGCCGAUCUGCUAUGGUUAUGCCACCCUCUUUAGAAAGGUCUACCUUGAUUUCUACAGCAAACCAUUCGGCUUGGGCACCACUAGCACAUCAAUCUAGUUCUUCAGCUGCUGUCUCAUCUAGUAAUGUUGCUAAGAGUUCGAAAUCUGAUGAUAAGGAUGCUUUGAAAUGUGAUUAUUAUCAUCAGACUAAGCAUGUGAGAGAGCAAUGUUUCAAGCUCAAUGGUUAUCCACCUUGGUGGCCUGGCAAGAAGUGUGAAAAAGCUAAGGCAGCAAGGAAGGAGGUGGAAAACGGGGCUGUUCCAGCUCCAGAGCCUAUCACACAUCUUCUAUGUGCUCGCUUGCUCUCUGAUAAAGGAUCUAAAGGGGCUUCCGGUUCCUUAGCCACCUCCUCAGGUAACUUUGGUUGUUGUCUUAGUGCAUAUGGUAAGUCUUUCUCAGACUCUUGGAUUAUAGAUACAGGGGCAACUUAUCACAUGACUUCUAAACUUGAUUUCUUCUCUCGUUAUUCAUCUCCUAGUAAGACUUGUGUUACCACUGCCAAUGGUUCACCCACUCCUGUGGAUCAACGGACCAGGGCAACGAUUGGUCGUGGUAGUGAGAAAGGGGGCCUCUAUCUCUUGGAUGACCUAGGUGGCUAUACUAGUUCUCCCACAGUUCAUGCGCUUCAAUCCGCUACUGACUCAUCCAGGGACAUUUGGUUAUGGCACAAACGAUUAGGACACCCAUCAUUUAUCUAUUUACAAAAAUUGUUUCAUUCUUUAUUGUCUUCGGUUGAUCUUCCUCAAUUUAAGUGUGAAAUAUGCAAACUUGCUAAGCACCACCGUGUUUCUUACCCAUUAAAUAAUGGGGGUGAGUACAUCAAUUCUGGUCUCAAAACCUAUUUUUCGGAUCAUGGCAUUAUUCAUCAAAGAUCUUGUAGCUAUACCCCUCAGCAGAAUGGAGUAGCUGAACGGAAAAAUCACCAUCUUCUAGAAGUUGCUUGUUCCCUGCUUCUUUCCAUGUCUGUACCAAAGUCUUAUUGGGGGGAGGCUGUCCUUACCGCUGCUUAUUUGAUCAAUAGGAUGCCUUCGCAAGUUCUCAAAUUUCAAACUCCCCUUCAAGUGGUCACUGCUGCAUGUUCUCAUUCUACUGUUAAUCAUCUUCCUCCUCGAGUGUUUGGUUGCAUUAGUUUUGUGCAUCUUCAUCAUAGUGGUAAGCUUGACCCUCAUUCCCUCAAAUGUAUUUUUCUUGGCUACUCUGCCACUCAAAAGGGGGAUGUUACUUUUCAUGAGGAACAUGCUUCUUUCUCUCAUCUUAGUUCUGAGACUUCUCUUCAGGGGGAGAAUAUAAGUAGUGAAGAUAAGUCUUAUGGUGUGCCAAUGUUUGAGUUGGAAAACAUUGAAAAAAAUGAAAGUGAAAAAAAUGGUAAUGGAAGAGAAGGCAAUUCCUUGACUCUCCCACCUAUUGGUCAUCGUAUGUCACCAUAUGAUUUGGUGUAUACAAAAAGAGAUAAGGUGCCCUUUCAGAGUAAUGAUCAAUCUGCUGCCCCGAUGACAGGAUGCACUGGACAUCUAAGGUGGAAGGAGGCGAUAGAUGAGGAAUUAAGAGCUCUAGGAAAGAACUCUACUUGGGAGUUGGUGGAGUUGCCAAAGGGGAAGAAAGUUGUUGGUUGCAAAUGGGUGUUCACAAUAAAACAUAAGGCAGAUGGCUCUGUUGACAGAUACAAGGCAAGGUUGGUAGCAAAAGGGUAUACUCAAACCUAUGGGAUAGAUUACCAAGACACAUUUGCUCCAGUUGCAAAGAUGAACACAAUUCAGAAUGCUUUCCUGCAUGGAGACUUAGAGGAGGAAGUAUACAUGGACAUGCCUCCGGGUAUAGAUGAGACCUCUCAAGAAAAAGUAUGCAGACUGAGAAAAUCAUUGUAUGGCCUAAAACAGUCUCCUAGGGCAUGGUUUGGUAGAUUCUCUCAAGCUAUGCAAAAGUAUGGAUAUCGUCCUAGUCAAGCAGAUCAUACAUUGUUCCUACGACAUUCUCGGGAUGGUAGGAUUACUAUUGUUAUUGUUUAUGUAGAUGAUAUCAUUAUGUCAAGGGACGAUAUAGAGGAGAUCAGUAAGCUGAAAAUACAUUUGACCAAGGAAUUUGAUAUCAAAUACUUGGGGACACUACGAUAUUUUUUAGGCAUUGAAGUGGCACAUUCAAAAGAAGGAAUCUUUGUCUCACAAAGAAAUAUAUUGGGAGAGCAAGCUGAUGAUACACCUAUUGAUAGGGGGAGAUAUCAAAGAUUGGUAGGGAAGUUGAUAUAUUUGGCUCAUACAAGACCAGAUAUAGCUUAUGUAGUGAGUGUUGUCAGUCAAUUCAUGCACGAGCCACGUGAGGUCCACAUGCAGGCAAUUGAAAGGAUACAUAGAUACUUGAAAUCAUCACCUGGUAAAGGCCUUUUAUUUUCAAAGCAUGAUAACUUUUCUAUAGAGGCGUAUACAGAUGCAGAUUGGGCCGAUUCAGUUUCAGACCGGAGAUCAACCACAGGAUAUUGCACGUUUGUGGGUGGCAAUCUAGUCACUUGGCGUAGUAAAAAGCAAUCAGUUGUUGCUAGGUCUAGUGCAGAGGCUGAGUUUAGGGCUAUGGCCCACGGUGUGUGCGAAUUAUUAUGGUUGAAAAUUUUAUUUCGAGAUUUAAGGAUUACUAUUCAGGGUCCUAUGAGAUUAUUUUGUGACAAUAAAGCAGCCAUUAGUAUUGCUCACAACCCUGUACAACAUGAUAGAACCAAACAUAUUGAGAUUGACAGACACUUCAUCAAGGAGAAAUUAUCACAAGGAUUGAUUUGCACUCCUUACGUGAAAACCAAUGAUCAACUUGCUAAUAUUCUUACUAAGGGAGUUUCUAGCAAGGUGUUGGAGUCUUCUUUAGCCAAGCUGGGAAUUCAAAAUAUCUAUUCUCCAGCUUGA
Messenger RNA from Prunus armeniaca (apricot), 3594 nucleotides. Lineage: Eukaryota; Viridiplantae; Streptophyta; Magnoliopsida; Rosales; Rosaceae. The record is from the annotation of a GenBank genome assembly.